AGGGCGCCCCGGACUGCCACCUUUCUCUUAUUUGUGGAGGAGAGAGUUCAUUCCUAUCUCUGCAUUGCAUAGCUUCUCCUUCCUUUGUAGCCAUUAAGAGUUUUGGGUAAAUUCUGCAUCACUUCUUCUCCGGCAUGCAUCUGAAUGUCAUCUCUAGGCGUUUCCAAGAUCUGAGUAUUUCUUCUUCUUGUUGUUUUUGAUACCCCUCAGGAGAUAAAAUCUUCCCCUUAUAUUAGAGUACCAAUAUGGGGUUUGUGUUGUCGUAGUGAUUCGUAUAUGCCUCUUGGGUUGUAUAAAAGUUAAGCUUUUGUGUCAAUUUUUUUUUCUUUUGUGUAAGUUGCUCAGUUCUUGCCUUUGUGAUGAGCAGUUGAAGUGAGUAAUUAAUAAUUAUGGAGAGUAAGGUUAAACGGUCUGUGUCGCUUCCGUUAAAUCGUAGAAGAGAACCCAAUAAUCAACACACAUGCUAAAGAUGAGGAAGGUGGUUUCUUUUUCGCUGGAAGGAUGCCCCAAGAUUAUCCUGUGAAGAUGGUGUAGAAGAGGGGCUUUAUUCAAUUGGUUCUGGUAGUGGGCAUAUUGUGGAUGUUGCUCAUUUUAAUUGUAUUAUUAUUUCAUGUAUGGUCCUGCCAAACUUCAUUUGCAUUCUUUUCAGAGGGAAUGCAAUAUUUAUAUCUUCUCUUUUCUCUUGUUUUUGCUGGUUUACUUCCUUUUUGGGUUAUUCACGUAUUGAGUGGAAAGUUUCCACAAUUUUUGAAUCUCAAAAAAAAUAAAGUUAGAAGUAGAGGUGUAUCUUGUUUGAUAUGCAGCUAGGGGUAACAGAGAGGUUAAAGUAUUUAUAGCGUUAGACACGAUGGGCCUUGUACAGAACUCACAACACCGUAGGAUUAUCAAGACAUCUCUUCUCUAAAUCUGUCUCUCUAUGUUAUUAUAAUUUGUGAUACUGAUUAUGCCCUUAUCAAUUAGGUUGUCCAAUUCCUGUUGCUAAUGACCCUGACAAAGUAGUUAUUCCAGAAGAAAGAACACAAGAUGAAAUUGUCAAAAAGCUAACCUAUAUUACAGAGGAUAAGUUUGCGAAUGGUGGAUCUCAGUCACCCCCUUAUUUGGAGGGCAUCAAAAUUGGUUGCAAAGAGAAGAGAGUUUUAAAUUAAAACCUACCAUAAAGGUGCACUGUUGAUUUAUGAAAAAUGGUGGUGCUGAAAUGGAUCCUGCAGAUGUUGAAUAUGUCAAAAAGUGUCGGUUUGUUGUUGCAUCUGGAAUUUUUGAUAAGUAUGAUAUACCACACCAGCCUUCAAAUAUAAGUGAACAUUCUAAGAUGCUCUUCUGCUUUCUGAUGGUGGCGGAUGAGGUAUCUCUUGACUUUAUAAAGGAAAAUGUUACCACCAGGAAGGAUUCAGAUGGAGGACUAUGGGUUGAUAUAUGGCGUCUUAUUUUAUUUAAGCAUCAACCUUAUGAUGAACGUAGAAGGAAUGGAAAGGUUCCAAAGAUUUUGACUCACAGAAACAACUAGAUGAUGUGAAGCUCUAAUUUUCAAGUAUUUAUGGUGUGGAAAGCAUACAUAUGCCAUUGCUCAGCACAAAUAUCAUAGAAGCAUAUAGAGGAAGCUGAUGCAAUCAAGUGGAGGAAGCAAUACACCAGACCUCUUAUUGAUCUGCACAUGAAGAUAUACUGUUAUGAGGGAAUGGAGCCAUGGAGUUUGAAGAAAAAUACAAUUAGUGAUGUGCCGGAGGGAGCCAUAAUCACACGUGAACAAACUCUACUGAAUAACCUGUUUAGUUGCCUGUGGUUCGGUGAGGUCCAUCUCUUCACACCGAGAGAUCAGCUGAGUUUUGGCUAUGUUGUCUAAAGGUUAGGUGGGUCGUUUAAGUUCCACAUGUUUCCAAAUUGUGAGUACACUUCACUGUUUGUCUUGCACCUACAUAAUCGGGAGCAUUCCUUCAGAGUAGAGUGGGUGAAAAGUUGGAGUGAGUUUAAGGGUAAUGGUAGUAGUCUGAAAGAAAGUAAAGGUGGUUUUGCCUUGUGGACCCCUUAUCCCGGGAACCUCGAUUCAAUUGUUCUUCCUAAAGUAGUAAGAACAUCAAAAGCAGGCUGAGGUUUACCCAGUUCAUUUUUAUCAUUCCUGUGAAUUCCAAGAAUUAUUGGAUGGUUUUGUUUUGUUUGGUCUACACAUCCAUGCGCAUGAGGGAAAUCCAAGUGCUUAAGAAGUACUACUAAAGGGGGAGUAGAUAUUUGUCUGUCAAAUUUGUUUGAAGAUGAUGCAACUUUCAAAGUAAACAAUAAAAUUGAUGAAGAUCU
Rubroshorea leprosula is the source of this 2289-nucleotide messenger RNA. Lineage: Eukaryota; Viridiplantae; Streptophyta; Magnoliopsida; Malvales; Dipterocarpaceae. The record is from the annotation of a GenBank genome assembly.